Biomphalaria glabrata is the source of this 804-nucleotide messenger RNA. RefSeq lists its product as uncharacterized. The coding region runs from base 1 to 804 and encodes 267 amino acids. The record is from RefSeq and is a predicted model, not a curated record. The transcript has 3 exons. Lineage: Eukaryota; Metazoa; Mollusca; Gastropoda; Planorbidae.
AUGGGAGAUGUUCCCAAGGUUGACCCUCCCAACAAACUGGUAGGUCCCAAGGUUGACCCUCCCAACAAACUGGUAGGUCCCAAGGUUGACCCUCCCAACAAACUGGUUUGUCCCAAGGUUGACCCUCCCAACAAACUGGUAGGUCCCAAGGUUGACCCUCCCAACAAACUGGUUUGUCCCAAGGUUGACCCUCCCAACAAACUGGUAGGUCCCAACGUUGACCCUCCCAACAUACUGGUAGGUCCCAAGGUUGACCCUCCCAACAAACUGGUAGGUCCCAACGUUGACCCUCCCAACAAACUGGUAGGUCCCAAGGUUGACCCUCCCAACAAACUGGUAGGUCCCAACGUUGACCCUCCCAACAUACUGGUAGGUCCCAAGGUUGACCCUCCCAACAAAUUGGUAGGUCCCAUGGUUGACCCUCCCAACAAACUGGUAGGUCCCAACGUUGACCCUCCCAACAAACUGGUAGGUCCCAAGGUUGACCCUCCCAACAAACUGGUAGGUCCCAAGGUUGACCCUCCCAACAAACUGGUAGGUCCCAAGAUUGACCCUCCCAACAAACUGAAAGAAAACGAUAUUGUUUUAGUAGGCGGGGAGUGGGUUUUGCAAGAGUUCAAACCUGUAUCCGGGGAGUGGGUUUUGCAAGAGUUCAAACCUGUAUCCGGGGUGUGGGAUUUGCAAGAGUUCAAACCUGUAGCCGGGGAGUGGGUUUUGCAAGAGUUCAAACCUGUAGGCGGGACUGUGUUCAAUUUCACUUCGAACACAGAUGACAUCACCAAAAAUAGAAGAACAAAGAUAUAA